This is a messenger RNA of Sclerotinia borealis F-4128, 534 nucleotides long. NCBI's taxonomy places the organism in Eukaryota, Fungi, Ascomycota, Leotiomycetes, Helotiales, Sclerotiniaceae. The record is from the annotation of a GenBank genome assembly.
AUGAUCACCAUGAACCCCCUAGUAACCGCACACGUCCUCCUCCCCCCUACCCACGCCCUCGCCCUCGAAUUCUUCAAAUUCGAGCCCCUAGACCUCCAACCCACCACCACCUCCCCCUGUGAAAUCUGGGAAAUCACCGACGACAUGUCCGCCGGAACCGCAGAAGAUAACGGAGGAGGAUGGCGAGGAGGAUGGGCCAAACGCUUCAUCCCCGAUCAAAUUACUUACACGAGUAGUCUCCAAGAUCGCGACGAUGGGUUAAUGAGUGUGACGCAUGCGCCGAUGGGAGUACAUAGUGUGACGUCGUGGAUUGUGAGGGAGGCGGGACCCGGAGAGAGUUCGUUGACGCUUGGGGAGGGAAGAUUGGUUUUGGAGGAGAAGGGUACGGUAAGGGCGAGUAGGAUGCUCAUGGGGUUUAUCAAGACGACAUUGCAGGAGAGUCAUGAGAAGUUGGUUAGGGAUUUCAUGAGGACUUUGAAGGAGGAUGGGCCGGAUGGAAAAGAGGCAUGCAAUGGGGUGAAGGGGGAAUUGUAG